This is a messenger RNA of Humulus lupulus (European hop), 1749 nucleotides long. RefSeq names its product probable LL-diaminopimelate aminotransferase, chloroplastic. The record is from RefSeq and is a predicted model, not a curated record. Gene Ontology annotation, cellular component: chloroplast. The transcript has 10 exons. The coding region runs from base 268 to 1611 and encodes 447 amino acids. Gene Ontology annotation, biological process: L-pipecolic acid biosynthetic process; systemic acquired resistance, salicylic acid mediated signaling pathway. Gene Ontology annotation, molecular function: pyridoxal phosphate binding; L-lysine:pyruvate alpha-transaminase activity. NCBI's taxonomy places the organism in Eukaryota, Viridiplantae, Streptophyta, Magnoliopsida, Rosales, Cannabaceae.
AGACUACUUGUCAUGUUUGUUUCGUGGAACAAGCCACACACGUGUAGUUUAACUUGUUCUGAAGAUGAAACGAACCCAAAUACCACAUUCUAUAAGUCUUCACGGCAAUUACGAUCGAAUACAUUAAGUAUUGAGUUAAAGAGCUCCUCGAGCCACCUCUUCUCUCUCUCUCUCUAUAGAUAUAUAUAUAUAUAUAGUAGUGUUCUUUGGUUUGAUCUAUAGAAAGAAACUCUAGUGAUCUGUUCAAGUGUUGAAUUAAAGAUAGAAAUGAUGCAUUGUUCUCAACCGCUAUCUAUGUCCUCCAUUUGCCGCCCUUAUGCAGUUUCAGUACCAAACCUCACCAGAUCAGUGCCGUUCAUCAACGAAAGGAAAGAAGGUCAUUGCACAAGUGUCUCGCGCAGUGUGAAUAUGGAGAGCCUCCGUAGUGGAUAUCUGUUUCCUGAGAUAGCAAAGCGUGAGUUAGAACACAGACAGAAGUACCCACAAGAAAAGUUGAUUAGGCUUGGCAUCGGUGAUACCACGGAGCCUAUACCGGAUAUCAUAACGUCGGCCAUGGCUGAGUAUACUCUCGCUCUCUCAACAGUCAAAGGCUACAGAGGAUAUGGAGCCGAGCAAGGCAACACGGAUUUAAGAGUGGCUAUCGCAGAAAAAUUAUACAAAAAUAUGGGAGUACAAGGCAAUGAAGUUUUUGUAUCAGACGGUGCACAAUGUGACAUUUCUCGCCUUCAGAUGCUUUUUGGGUCCGAUGUCACGGUGGCUGUGCAAGAUCCGUCUUUUCCGGCAUAUAUCGAUUCUAGUGUGAUAUUUGGGCGAGGUGGAAAUUUUGAAGAGAAAACAGGGCAGUACGGAAACAUUUCGUACAUGAAAUGCUGUCCAGAGAACAACUUCUUCCCCAGCCUAUCACCUUAUUACACCCCAAAAACUGAUGUCAUUUUCUUCUGCUCUCCAAACAAUCCAACGGGUAACGCUGCGACACGUCAGCAGCUCAAACGACUUGUCGAAUUUGCAAAAGACAACGGUUCCAUUAUUAUAUACGACUCGUCGUAUGCUGCUUUUAUAUCAGAUGACAGCCCCAGAUCCAUCUAUGAAAUUCCCGGUGCCAAAGAGGUUGCAAUAGAGGUUUCUUCGUUCUCGAAAUGUGCUGGUUUCACUGGUGUUCGGCUGGGUUGGACGAUUGUGCCGGAAGAGUUGAAGUACUCGAAUGGGUUUCCUGUAAUUAAGGAUUUUGAUCGUAUUAUGUGCACUUGCUUCAAUGGUGCCGCCAGUGUUUCUCAGGCUGGUGGCCUCGCAUGCCUUUCUCAAGAAGGUUACAAGGCAAUGAUGGGCGUGGUUAACUACUACAAGGAAAAUGCAAAAAUAAUAGGAGAAACUAUGAGAUCUCUUGGGAUGAAGGUGUAUGGUGGAAAGAAUGCACCUUACAUUUGGGUACAUUUUCCAGGGCAGACUUCUUGGGAUGUUUUCUCUGAAAUUCUUUCCAAGACACACAUAAUGACCAUUCCUGGUACUGGAUUUGGUCCUGCUGGUCAAGCCUAUAUCAGAUUUAGUGCUUUUGGCCAUAGACAAACCGUGCUUGAAGCCUCCAGAAGGCUAAGAAAUCUUUAUAAUAACUAAUAAGUAAAUUCUCUCUACUAUAUAUUAUAUUGAAUACUGUAUAUUAUUAUUAUUCUCAAUUCUAGACUAUUUAUUGUUAUAUAACUACUGUGGUCCUGUGAGUAUUAUAUAUGUAUGGAUCAGUAUGAGCUUCUCUUC